Messenger RNA from Mercenaria mercenaria, 4600 nucleotides. RefSeq names its product sushi, von Willebrand factor type A, EGF and pentraxin domain-containing protein 1-like. The transcript is spliced from 6 exons. NCBI's taxonomy places the organism in Eukaryota, Metazoa, Mollusca, Bivalvia, Venerida, Veneridae. The record is from RefSeq and is a predicted model, not a curated record. Bases 307 to 2856 code for a protein of 849 amino acids.
UUAUUAAUUAAUGUUUAUUAAUCGGUCUAUGAUUUCAAAGUUUAUUCAGGUGGUCGUGUCACAUAGAAAUUUGAUAUGUUGGUUUACUGCAGGGAUUCUAGGGGGAAAAGAAAUAAAACGAACGUGAUAUAUUGACGAUUCAUAGAAAUAACCAACUUAAUUGGAUGAUUUAAUUUUGUAUCAUAAUGAAAUAAAAUUAAUUUGAUAUGUUGAUUAUUGGAAGAAAAAACAAUUACAAAGUUAAACGGAUACUUUAACUCAUAUUAUAAAAUCUAAUAUGCUAACAUUUUAAGACGCCAUUUAGAUAUGUUCAUUCUAGUCAUUAUUUUAAUUGUGCAAACUGUAGAUGCCAGAUUCGCUGGUAAAAUCUACCCGAGCAGGUGCCUUGGCUCUGAACCUUUCAUGUUGCUACACAAAAAGUCGCCACAAGACUGUCAGAUAGAAUGUGCGGAGAGGCAACAUUGUCUGGCCGUGAGUUAUCAAAGGAACCCACAAUUGUGUCGUUUGUAUGACGUUUUGACAAGUCUGUCGCGAUGUGCAGGAUACGUCGUCAUCUUAAAAAGUGACUUUUUGACGGACAAUAUAAACGUUUGCUCCGGAUCUUGCCCAGUAACAGACUGUAACCAUAUUCCCUCUAUCAAUAACGCGGAGACGUUUGGUAACUUGUUGCAUGUGGGAAGUGUGGUGAAAGUCAAAUGUUCAGAUGACGGGAGCGAAAGUUACAUCGAAUGUCAGCCAAAUGGACAAUGGACACAGCAGCCAACUUGUUCAGCCACCGUAAUCUCUUGUGGAACCCCUGUAAGUGUUGCAAAUUCCGUUGAGAGUUACAGUUCAACAUUUGUUGGCUCUGUCACAUCAUAUACUUGUGUGUCUGGCUAUACAGCAUCGCCAAUAAGUGCCAGCAUGUCAGUCACGUGCCUUGCCAACGGACAGUGGGAAACUAUCGGUUUAACCUGUGAACAAGUAGACUGUGGUACACCAUUAACCGUCGCGAAUUCACAAAGAACAUAUACUUCAACUACUGUGGGAUCUGUCGUUACAUACACGUGUAAUUCUGGUUACACAAGUUCACCGACUACUGCAGCAAUGUCAUUCACUUGUCUUGACACCGGGCAGUGGGAAUCAAUCACUUUCGCUUGUCAACAAGUAGAUUGUGGUACACCAUCUAUCGUAGCAAAUUCACAAAGAACAUUUACGUCAACAACCCCAGGAUCUAUCGUCACUUACACGUGUAAUUCUGGUUACACAAGUUUACCGACUUCUGCAGCAAUGUCAUUUACUUGUCUUGACACCGGGCAGUGGGAAUCAAUCAGUUUCACUUGUCAACAAGUAGAUUGUGGUUCACCAUCUACCAUUGCAAAUUCACAAAGAACAUUUACGUCAACAACCCCAGGAUCUAUUGUCACGUACACGUGUAAUUCUGGUUACACAAGUUCGCCGACUACUGCAGCAAUGUCAUUUACUUGUCUUGACACCGGGCAGUGGGAAUCAAUCAGUUUCGCUUGUCAACAAGUAGAUUGUGGUACACCAUCUAUCGUAGCAAAUUCACAAAGAACAUUUACGACAACAACUCUAGGAUCUAUCGUCACGUACACGUGUAAUUCUGGUUACACAAGUUCGCCGACUACUGCAGCAAUGUCAUUUACUUGUCUUGCCACCGGACAGUGGGAAUCAAUCAGUUUCACCUGUCAACAAGUAGACUGUGGUACACCAUCUACCGCCGCAAAUUCGCAAAGAACAUUUACUUCAACAACCCCGGGAUCUAUCGUCACGUACACGUGUAAUUCUGGUUACACAAGUUCGCCGACUACUGCAGCAAUGUCACUUUCUUGUCUUGGCAACGGGCAGUGGGAAUCAAUCAGUUUCACUUGUCAACAAGUAGAUUGUGGUACACCAUCUACAGUCGCAAAUUCACAAAGAACAUUUACUUCAACAACCCCAGGAUCUAUCGUCACGUACACGUGUAAUUCCGGUUACACAAGUUCGCCGACUACUGCAGCAAUGUCACUUACUUGUUUUGCCAGCGGGCAGUGGGAAUCAAUCAGCUUCACUUGUCAACAAGUAGACUGUGGUACACCAUCUACCGUCGCAAAUUCACAAAGAACAUACACAACAACAACUGCAGGGUCUACAGUUACAUUUACCUGCAAUUCUGGUUAUAACCCUUCCCCGGCUAGUGCAACAACGUCGUUUAUUUGUCUAAACUCUGGACAGUGGGAAGCUAUCAGUUUUUCGUGUGUAAUAGAUUGCGGCAUUCCGCCAACAAUAGCUAAUGGCCAAAGUACAUAUACCACGACAAAUGCAGGUUCUUCAGCUGCAUACAACUGUAACUCUGGUCACGUGGGUUUACCGGCAAGUGCCGCAAUGUCUAUCACUUGUCAGCAGUCGGGGGACUGGGAGACAGUCAGUUUCACUUGUACAGCGUCUGUACCAGUGGGCAGUAGUUGUUCCCAGGAUUCUGAUUGUGUAGACCCAGCGGCUAGGUGUCUUGAUACCGGGUAUUGGUCCGCAGGAAAGCGGUGCUUCUGUAAACCAUUAUACGAGUUCAACCAAUCGCAGGCUGUUUGUACAAAGGUCUGUAAUAGCUACACAUCAUUAGAAAAGUACAGUGGUGAGUAUUUCCGAGAACAUAAUGUCGGCGACAGUGGUGGUGAUCGUCUGACAGAAGCCGAGUGUCUACAGUUCUGCGAGGAUAACUACGCAGACAGCUACCUAUCCGUCGACCAUUGGCAUGCCAGAAACUCUGGCACAAACUGUUACUGUGGGAGCAUGACGCGCCAGCAGGCGCUCGACGCGAGCCCGGACUUACAUAGAGUCAAUUCUAAUUUCAAUAUGUUUACCAAAUCGUGCGCUUGAUUCAUAGCCAAUCGAGAGGUUGCUAGUCUGAUACUUGUACGUGUAGCACAUCUUCAUACAUAAGAAACAAGUCUGCUAACACUCACUAAAUUAGAUAUUCACGUUCAAAACUUACAUGCUGAGGGCCAGGAAGACCUACCAGACAUUCCCCUAGACAUUUUUCAUUGACCAGUAUCAAACAAUGGUAGGACUAACUGAGUGGAAAUAAAAUAUUUCCACCUAGAAACAAUUUUUUGAGCUAUAUAUGAUUUUACCGUUUCCAUGGUAACCCUUCAUUAAUUGUAUAGACGAUAAAUCCUCCAUAUUUUAGUCAGUUUGGUGACUAACCAAAUACAAAUGGUAACAAAAUGGAACUUAGACAUAUUAAGUCUUCUAUUUGCAGUAUUUUUAUGUUAAUGAACUAUUUUGCAUAUUCAUCAACAUUAAUGAGAAUGUUACAAAAUGAUAAAAAAACUGAUAGAAGUGUUAAAUCAAAACUUAUAUAUAAUCUGGUCUUAAAGACGCCCAGUCUUUUUUAAAAUACUACAUUUGUGUUUUGUUACCCUGAAGGUAAACAGUUUACUCUACAUGUUUAGCUUAUUUGCAUCAAAACCAAUACCUCAGGAAACAAGAUACGACUGAGGAAAGUCUGCCAGUGAAAACACGAAACCACGAUGGUGAUAAAUGCGAAAUGAUAUCGCGUUUUCAUCAUUGUGGAUUCGUGAUUUCGACUUUCAUCAUUGUAGUUUCGUUUUCGCCAUCGUGAUUUUGACUUUCACGAUCGCGGUUUCGACUUUCAUCGUCGUAGUCUAGUGAUUUCGACUUUCGAGGAAUGGAGUUCUGGAAUAUUAAAUGACGUCACGUUAACGUGCGAUGACGUCGGGCUACGCCCUCUUAUAAUUAUUCCGCGGAUGUAUAACCUCUUUUAUUAAUAACGUUAAAACACGGGAUUUCUAUGUAUACAUUAUUUCUUAAGGGGACGCAUACCUUGAAAUUAGAAAAAAAGUGGGUUGGGUAUGAUAAAACUUGAUUUACCUGCAAAAAAGUACAAAGUUUUGGUACAUGAAAUGGAUACUGUUUCAACUGUUAUAAGUACACAAAGGAUUGCUCACUAAAAUAAAAAUGAGAAAAACUGAAACAAGAAAGUUAUUGUUGAAUUACAUAAGACUCAUUGUGUACAUUCAAAGUCAACAAUUAAUAUUUUUUGUGCGAAAAUAAUAGUGCUUUACCUUGUCCAAACAUUUAUCAAUCUCCUACAGAUUGUAGUUUAAAGAAAAAAAGUGAAAUAAGUUCACUGCCUUGCUUUUCAUUUUGCAUAUGUAAGCUAAAACACAUUAUUUAGUUUGUUUACAAAGUAGUGCAUAAGAAAAGAUAUGGUGGUCAAGGAAUGCCACAUUCCAAAACUAAAAGAAUAUAUUCCCCUUAAUACAUUAAACAUUUAUUGUUACAGAAAUCGAGUGGCUUACAAUAAGGGCCUAGAAAUGUUUCCAUUAUUAAUUUUCAACUUGUUAUUCAUGAACUACAACGCACUUAAAUAUCAAAACACAUUGAACAAACUUUUGAAAAUGUAUUGUCUUAAAAAUCCCUAAAAUAAGGUAUGAAAUUGGGUUGAGAGGUCCAAUCAAUGUGUAUAUGUGCAAAAGUAACAUUCUAAUCUUGUUACUUACUAAUACACAGCAGGAAUGUCAAUGAUCAAAACUGGACGAAUAUACAGUUAUCCUCACUUUAAUGUCAUUUAUAAUUUGUCCUUGAAUUCUCCACCAUA